UGGUGGCGCUGUGUGUGUGUGUGUGUGUCGGGGCCGCAGUCCCGCUCCCGGGCGGUGGUGGCCCGUUGCCUGGUGAUGGUGAAGCUCGGUCUGGGAAUGAAUGAGGAGACGACUCCGGGCGGUGCUGAGGGAUCGCGGCCUCCCGCACAGUGAUGGAGCGGUACAGCGUGAGCAGGACGGUGGGGAAGGGCAGCUACGGGGAGGUGCAGCUGGUGAAAGACCGCAAGGAACUCCGCCAGUACGUGGUAAAGAAGCUGAACCUGAGAAAUGUCUCGAGCCGCGAGCGCCGGGCAGCAGAGCAAGAGGCACAGCUCCUGUCCCGGCUUCGUCAUCCAAACAUUGUUACCUAUCGCGAGUCAUGGGAAGGGGUGGACGGACACUUGUACAUUGUGAUGGGCUACUGUGAAGGUGGUGAUUUGUAUCACAGAUUGAAAGAACAGAAAGGCAACCUGCUUCCAGAGAGUCAAGUGGUGGAGUGGUUUGUCCAGAUUGCUAUGGCUUUACAGUAUCUACAUGAGAAGCACAUCCUGCACAGAGAUCUGAAAACUCAGAAUAUUUUCUUGACCAAAUCAAAUAUUAUUAAAGUAGGAGAUCUGGGGAUUGCUCGCGUGUUGGAGAGCCACCAUGACAUGGCCAGCACACUGAUCGGAACUCCCUACUACAUGAGCCCAGAGCUGUUCUGUAACCGGCCGUAUAAUUAUAAGUCCGAUGUCUGGGCGCUGGGAUGCUGCGUGUUUGAAAUGACGACACUGAAACACGCCUUUAACGCCAAGGACAUGAACUCUUUAGUUUUCAAGAUCAUUGAAGGGAAGCUUCCCCCGGUACCGGAGCCCUACAGCCGGCAGCUGUCGCUGCUGAUCAUGAGCAUGCUGAGCCGCAGACCUGAGGAGCGGCCAGAGGUCAAGGCCAUCCUCAGGAAACCCUACAUCAAGAGCCACAUCGCCGUGUUCCUGGAAAACACAAAGGUAAAAGCCAUGAAGACCCGUAAGAGAAACGUCCCCGAGGCAACCCCUCCCAGUUGCUCGGCUGUGUCACCGCGGAAUCAACCGGGCCCGUCCUUGGGCGCCCCCCAGCACGACUACAAUCCGUCCCGCAAGUUUGGAAAGGGGGGAGAAAGUGAAGCUGAGGAGUACGGUGAUCAUCGCUGUGCUGGUCGGCCAGUGUCCCAGUGUUCCGCUCCCAACUCGAACCUCAGCAGCACAGAUACUCUCGCUACGCUCAGCAAGGUGGACAUCAGUGUGGUCUCCGGACAGCAGAGGGGGAGCGGGAAUCCUGGCCAUAUAACAGUGGCCGAGCCACGAAUACGUUCCAUUGACUGUCCGAUCACAGAACCCACAGCAGCUGGUGUUCCCCUGGAGGCAGAUCCUGCUGAUAAACCCAAAUGCCGCGUUGCUGGAGCUUAUGACGAGAAAGAGGCCACGAUGUCCCUGCUGCAGGCUGUGUGUGAGGCUGGGCGAUCGCUGGCAGAGCAGAUGAGCUUUGACUCCACAGAAAAGCUGCUAAGGCCAUUUGUGCCUGUUGAAGUCUCAGAAAACUGUUCGGGAAUGAUGGCUGCUGUGCCCAAGGAUCGCGAUCAUGUUCCUCAUCAGCCACAGAAAUCUUGUUCUGAGCCGGUAAACUCCCAUCAAUAUCAACACAGAGAGCAGAGUGAGGAGGUAAAAGCCCCAGCCCCAAGGUUACGGUCUCCUCCACACAGCACAGCUCAGGAGCGGCCGUUGUCUGCCCGAGAGCGGAGGAGAUUGAAGCAGUAUCGGGAGGAGCUCCCUCAGCCAGUGUCCACAUCUCACAGGAGCUUCCACAAUGCAGCUGGACACACAAACUCAAAUGAAGAGAAUGAAGGUGUUAAACCGAGCAGCCUCUCCUCAGCUUUUCCUUUUCCCCAGGAAAAGAAUCUGAAUGAUUCGAGCCCCCUGUCAGAUGAUGAAUGUUCGUCAACCAGCUCAACGGACCGAUCUGAAGGAGACAGCAGAGAGAUGAAACAGGAUUCCAGUGAAAUCCAUGAUCUGGUCCAACUGAUGACUCAGACUUUGAGUUUGGAUGUUAAAGCUUCAGAGAGAGAGAAUGUGCUGCCUGUUCCAGGCCCAGUGCCCGCAGCACGGUGCAGGUACAGAGACACAUUGAUUCUUCACGGGAAAAUGAAGGAUGAACCAGAGGACGUUUACUUCAAGGAUUUUCCUACUGAAAGUCUGACGGUGCCAGAGAAGAUUAAGAGAACAAUUCAAGCUCUAAGGACCGAUGUUGUAAAAGGAUUGGGAGUGAAGCUGCUGGAGAAAGUCUAUAGCAUUAUGGAAGAUGAUGACGAGGUCAGGAGGGAGGAAUGCCUGCAGCUACAUCUCGGUACAGAUUUGUACCAAAGCUACAGUCUGAAGGUCCGACAACUGAAGUUCUUUGAAGAUAAUUCCAAUUUCUGACAAAACAGGACCUUUACUAGUUUAACAGGAAGACAGCAUUUAAGAAGUGCCUUGAUGGUGCAGAGAUCAUUGGAUAAUGUGUGAAUCUGCAGAUCUGAAUGCCCAUUCACAAAUGUCAGAUGAUGCAAAGUUAAAAAGAAAUGUAAUUGAUGACAAAGAAAUUGGAAGAAACACAAACUAGUAGGAAGUGAUGACACAGUACUGAGCGGCAGCAGAUUCUCUUUGUGCCUGAUUGAAAGGGACUCAUUUCCUGCAUUAUACAUUCUCACUUUGCUGGCAAAAUAUGAGAUGAAUAAUUCAUUGUGAUCACUGUAUUCAUGGAAUCAUAGGAAUUAUAGCAUAGAAAGAAGCCAUUUGGCCAUCAAUCCUUUGCUCCUCCACUGAAGUGACCUACUCUAAUCCCAUUCCCUGCUCUUUGUAUUUCUCCAAUUCACAUUUCAAUGCUACAGUCUCUGCCUUAACUGACACUUGUGGGAAUACAUUCCUAAUAACCUUCUGCUUGAAAAUGUUUCCUUUCCCUCCCCUUUCACUCCAUCAGUGAUAAACCGUGUCUGUGUACAGCACAUAGUGUAGCUAUUUCACAGCACAAGACACUGCUUGUGAUUAAACAUACUCUGCUUUCUUUCAUAUUAUGCUAUGAACCCAAUUAUGUUCAAAAGUUAUAUUCCUAGGUCUGCUUAUGUGUUUUUGCCAUUAAUGUGAUUGUCACACUUUGUCAUACACAGGAAGUUUCUUAAGGUCACACAAACAAAUCUGAAUAAUUCAGUUCUGAAACUACUGUAGUUCAGUUAACAAAAAGAAUGCACUUACUCUUCACCUGUUAUUGCUUUCUCCCUUUCUCUGUCUGUUUCUUUCUCUGCUCUGUAUGCUUUCUCAUUCUUUUAUUUUGUUUCAAUGUUUAAGUUUUCUGUUCAGACUUCAUUAAUAAUGGAACUAUUUUUGCUAAAUAUGUCUGAGAUCAGGAGCUACUGCCUGUGACGAAAAGAUGAAAACUUCUUUUGCAAAUGAAAAUCUUAAAUAUAACACUAACAAGAAAAAUAGCCGAGGUUUCUAUAUCUUCCCAGAUACGCGUUGUAAAGAGAGCUUAAGAUUGUCUACACUCUACAUCGCUGAAAAUUAUUGACUAGUUUAGAUAGAAUAUCAUUGACAUGUCUACACUAUAUAUUGGCUGAAGUUGUAUUGCUUUGGAAACAGGAGUCAUGUACCGAUUAAGUUAAGCUUUAACCAAGGAUAGAUUUAUUGGUUUUUCCAUUUGAUGCGAGGAAACAUUU
Messenger RNA from Callorhinchus milii (elephant shark), 3682 nucleotides. RefSeq names its product NIMA-related kinase 4 (gene nek4). The record is from RefSeq and is a predicted model, not a curated record. Gene Ontology annotation, molecular function: protein kinase activity; ATP binding. NCBI's taxonomy places the organism in Eukaryota, Metazoa, Chordata, Chondrichthyes, Chimaeriformes, Callorhinchidae. The transcript is spliced from 16 exons. The coding region runs from base 153 to 2411 and encodes 752 amino acids. Gene Ontology annotation, biological process: protein phosphorylation.